AUGAUCCCUCCUGGGAUGCACUACUCGGACGCCGACCGGCGACAGCACGCUGAUCAGACGGCGUCGUUCGAGCCUCGAAGUGUCGAGUGUGACGCCCGACAACCUGGGGACGUGCUACUUCAACCACUGCGCGGUUCAUGGCGCUGGCGGCAGAGUGAGGUGGCGGGAGACCUCAAGCACCGACGCAAGCGCAUGGGCCACCCCAAUCGCAGCAUCGCCCACACUCCCAUUCUCCGCACUCAACAAACCCCCGACACCACCACCCUGGGCCUGAGGAUCUACUCCGGGAAGCCGUACGAGCUCGACGACGAGCAGCUUGCUUGGAUGGCCGUUUCCGUCUUCUUUCUCGCUGCUGUUGCCGAUGACGAUGGGGUCGUCCGCGGAUGUCGAGACUCGACGGUGGUGUGCUUGAAGUUUGAGCGCAAGCAUGAGAUGUGA
Molecule: messenger RNA, 438 nt
Organism: Cyclocybe aegerita
Lineage: Eukaryota; Fungi; Basidiomycota; Agaricomycetes; Agaricales; Hemipholiotaceae
Source: the annotation of a GenBank genome assembly